AGCCUUACUCAGCUUCCACCCGCGAUGCGGGGCGCGAGAAAAGCGCUGCCCUCGCUCGCGGAACGUGCCCACUGCGUUAGGGCUUGACGAAGCGCAUGCGCAUAUUGGUGGCAUGGGACGGCAGUGAGCUCAGCACCUUGGCCCUUCGCUGCACCAUCCGCGUGCUCUCGCGGCCGGGCGACCAGCUGCUGGUAUAUCACGUCCGCAAUCCUGGGAGGUAUGGAGCAUCGGAAGAGUUCGAGGUGGAAAAGCUGGAGUCCAGAUUAUCCGAGGAGCUUCGAAAUGCACAGGGCCUUCAUGUGCUUUCUCAGCGGAAGAGUGGCGAAAUGGACGAGGUUGACAGUUGCCAUGGCAAGAUGCUCAUGACCGUGCACCAGAAGGAGAAGGCCGAGGCCAUCAAGAUUUCUCGCAUGAUCGUGAACUUUGCGGCGGUCACCAAUGCGGAUGUUUUGGUCAUGGGAAGUUGUGGCUACAAGGCGGGACGCUCCAACUGUUUCCAGCGAACCACCUUGGGCUCCAGCGCCCAUUUGGCAGCUCUCGAGGCCCCGUGCUCGGUGGUCUUGAUCCGCCCGGGCUGCCGCGUGGACACGAAGCUGGCGACCGUUUUCAUGGUGGCCGUGGACGGCAGCUUGCACUCGCAAUAUGCCUUGCAGCUGUGCGCCACGUGGGCACGGCCCGACAAGGAUGAGAUCGUUUGCCGGGUCUUCGGGCCGAGCGAAUUCACUGAGCCAUUGGAGAGGAUGUGUACAGACCAACUCCAAGCGGUGAUGCGGGAUAAGAAGGUGGAGUACGCGGUGAUCCCCACCGAGCUGGACGAGUCCGCGGACGUCCACGGCGACGACUUGAGCGAGGCCGCGCAGCAGUGCCGCUUCCGUCAGCAAGCCUUCCUCGUCUUCGGGGCGCGGGGCCGUCAUUCCGAAGGAUCCCCAGGCGGAGGAGGCUCCAGCCCGAGCUCUCCGAUCUUGUCGCCGACCACCUCCGACGGAUCUCCUGCCGCACAAGAGGGACCAACGACCUUGGGCCAUGUGGCGCGUUGGUGCAUCAAGGAGGCACAGUGCAGCCUCAUCAUUGCCCGGCCCAAGAUGUCGCCCACAGGCCUUGCACUGCUGCGUGCCGCAUCGCUCCCUUGAGCGUGGCCCACGCCGAUCGCCGAUGCGUAUCGGCUCGGCUUGGGCCGCGUGGCGUGCUGCCACUACAGCUGCAUCCUGUGAAAGUUUUACAGCACCUGUGCCACAAGCUGCCGACAGAGGAAUUGCUCCAGCAAGAUCCAAAUGGCUGUCCCCAUGCAUCCUGGC
This is a messenger RNA of Durusdinium trenchii, 1295 nucleotides long. The record is from the annotation of a GenBank genome assembly. Lineage: Eukaryota; Dinophyceae; Suessiales; Symbiodiniaceae.